This is a messenger RNA of Mytilus trossulus (common blue mussel), 2021 nucleotides long. RefSeq lists its product as uncharacterized. Gene Ontology annotation, biological process: lipid transport. Gene Ontology annotation, molecular function: lipid carrier activity. The transcript is spliced from 15 exons. The record is from RefSeq and is a predicted model, not a curated record. The coding region runs from base 94 to 1848 and encodes 584 amino acids. NCBI's taxonomy places the organism in Eukaryota, Metazoa, Mollusca, Bivalvia, Mytilida, Mytilidae.
CAGAUUAUUUUUUUUAAAGAACAUUGCAGAUUUUUUUUUUUUAAAGAACAUUGCAGAAUUUUGAAAAACAGUAUUUGGGUUCAACAGAAAAAGAUGGACUGCCAAUGGUCCUUGUGUGGAAUAGUGUGUUUUAUAUUGUGGAUUUUUGUUCUAUCUGAAGCCAAAUUUAUCAGAUUUAAGCCUGGAUAUGAAUAUGAAUAUAAAUUUGACUCCAUUUCACAAUUAACAGAUUUCGGCGAUUUUAACAUAAAAGCAAAGAUAAGUUACACGAAUAUAGAUGAAAAGUAUGGCUACCAGGAAAUUCUGUUAAGAAUUUAUUCUUUUAUCUUUUAUGCAAAAGAUCCAGAUUCACCUGGACAUGAUAUGGACUUGAGUAAAUGGUUCUCUUUCGAGAUAACACCUGAUGGAAGAGUUUUAAGGGUGUACCAUCCAGAAGAAAACAAUGAUUUUGUUUUGGCAGCAAAGAAAGGAUUUGCUGCUCUACUGGCAUCAAGACUUCACGAAGAAGGAGAAAUAUCUGGACAUCAAUCACAUGAUGGUUUUACUUAUCAUACAGAAGAACUUGGCCAUGAAGGACCUCAUAAUGCCACAUACACUUGUAAAGAGACAAAUACUGGACUCCAGUUCACUAAAGUACGACACGAAGCACUUGUUGAAAAUGCUGGUGGUGAUUACAAAAAGAUUAUGCAUUACCACAAAGACCUUGAGAUUAUACACAGUGUUUUAAUAGAAGAAGAUUUCAUUGCACCCUCUACAUCCUCUCCAGACUUUGAUCCACUGCAUGGAAUGAGGAAAAUUAAAGCAGUCAAUGAAUUCAGUUCCAUGGAAAUCCCUGAGAUGAGAGCUAUCAGUAAAGGACAUCUAUCGUAUCUAACAAGAAGGUUUGAGAGAGAUGCUGUCACUAAACCAAUGCUGGGAUUAGAAGAAUCAACAAUCCAUGUAACCGAGAUGGAAAAAAAAGUAGCCAUUCUUGACCGUGCUAAAGCUUGGCAGUACAUCAAAGGGAAUAUUACCUGCAUGUGGACUCAACCUGAAAAUGGUCGUACAUUAGUAGCAAAUGCAUGUUUCUUCAAGAUAGUGGAUGUACUGAAAUCAAUACCUGAAGAAGAACUUGUGAAGCUUGCUAAUUAUUACUUUGUAGAACUGAAAUCAGAUCGCUCAAGGUAUGUAGGAGCCAUGAACUACAUGUUGGAUGCCUUUGGAGUCCUUUAUACUAACUUCAGUGAGAACCUCCUGACAGAUUAUAUUCUAAAGAGUCCUCAUCCUAAGAUUACACUUAUCUUACGGCUGAUGACACAUAUUGUAGGAAAAGACAACCCACCACACGAUAAUAUGAUAGCUGCUAUGGAAGACAUUGUAUUUAACAAAGAGAACCACCCAAAAGAGAUGUACAGAGAGAAUCUCCUUGAAAGGGUCUUACUCUGUCUGGGCUCAGUGUCACAUAAGUUAUCAAAAGUGGGUCGGCUAGCAGAGGCUAUCAGUAUAACUGAACGAGUUCAUCAAUGGCUAGGAAUUCAUGAUCCAUUUGUGUACAGAAAGAAAAGAGCAAUUCAGAGCGAACAGGAACAAAUAGACUAUGACCAUUGGAGAGUGAUACUGUUAGAAACACUAGGAAAUGCCAGAAUGGACUUCUCUUAUGAAUAUAUUGUAUCACACAUCAACUCAACUAACUCUCCUUGGAUCAAACGAGCUGGAGUUCAUGCUCUAAGGAAAUAUGAACAUGAAAUGGCUGCUAAUGAGAUGUAUAAAGCUGCCAUGUAUGACGAGAAUGAUGAGGUCCGUUACGAGGCUUUAUUACAGUAUCAGGCUCAUCCUUUAUCAAGGAUUAUCACACCUCUAAAAGCGUAAGUUUAAGAAAUGAUGAGAAUGAUGAGGUCUGUUAUGAGGCUUUAUUACAGUAUCAGGCUCAUCCCCUAGCAAGGAUUAUCACACCUCUAAAAGCGUAAGUUUAAGAAAUGAUGAGAAUGAUGAGGUCCAUUACGAGGCUUUAUUACAGUAUCAGGCUCAUCCCCUAGCAAGGA